Setaria italica (foxtail millet) is the source of this 738-nucleotide messenger RNA. RefSeq names its product prolycopene isomerase, chloroplastic. NCBI's taxonomy places the organism in Eukaryota, Viridiplantae, Streptophyta, Magnoliopsida, Poales, Poaceae. Gene Ontology annotation, molecular function: oxidoreductase activity. The record is from RefSeq and is a predicted model, not a curated record. The transcript has 4 exons. The coding region runs from base 1 to 738 and encodes 245 amino acids. Gene Ontology annotation, biological process: carotenoid metabolic process.
AUGACUGCCAUCAUCCAACCUAAGGUCGUACGUGCAAAGAAAGCAGUUGUUAGCAAUGCAUCUAUGUGGGAUACUUUGGAUCUGCUGCUACCACCAGAUGCUGUCCCAAAAUCAUAUGAAGAUAAAGUGAAAGCAACUCCACAAUGUGAUUCUUUUAUGCAUCUUCACUUGGGUUUUGGUGUAGAGAAUGCGAGAGAGGGCCUCGGUGUCCAUCACAUUGUGGUUGAUAAUUGGAACAAAGGAGUUGAUGGUGAACAAAAUGUUGUGCUGAUAUCCGUUCCUAGUGUUCUUAGUAAGGACCUGGCACCGCCUGGAAAGCAUACUCUUCAUGCAUAUACACCAGGGACAGAACCUUUCCGUUUGUGGGAGGGAAUGGACCGGAAAAGUGCAGAUUAUCGAAGGCUGAAGGAAGAACGUUCUGAGGUGAUGUGGAAAGCAGUGGAGGCUGCUCUUGGCCCGAAAUUUAGCCGAGAAAAAUGCGACGUUAAGUUGGUCGGGACACCAUUAACGCAUAAGAGAUUUCUCAGAAGGAAUAGGGGAACCUAUGGUCCAGCCAUAAAAGCUGGAGAAGCCACUUUCCCUGGGCAAGCAACACCAAUCCCCCAGAUCUUCUGUUGUGGUGACUCGACUUUCCCAGGAAUCGGAGUGCCGGCAGUCGCGGCCAGCGGCGCGAUCGUCGCCAACACUCUGGUCUCGGUGUCGCAGCAUUCAGAGCUUCUUGACGCUGUUGGAAUUUGA